This is a messenger RNA of Chironomus riparius, 1886 nucleotides long. The record is from the annotation of a GenBank genome assembly. NCBI's taxonomy places the organism in Eukaryota, Metazoa, Arthropoda, Insecta, Diptera, Chironomidae.
AGGGAGAGGAUUGUUUACAAACAGUAUUUUUGUGAUCCGGUCUUUUACUUAUUUUUUAAAAAAUUUUAAAAAAUUAAUUAUAUACAUUUAGCAUUAAGUCAAUUGUAGAAUAGAGAAUGUCAAAUAAAGAUUUAUUGUAUUAUGAAGAUUACGACAUAGACAAUUAUGAUGAUUCAUUCGAGUAUUCAUAUGAUGAUCACGAAUUGACAUCCAGUUACGAUUUAAGUGAUACAUUUAAUUGUGGUAAAACAGUAUUAAAGCAAAUAUCGCAGCAAAUAUUUUAUUUAAUUUUGAUAAAUUUCAUCUACCGUCUUAUAAGACAAACAGGUUGGUCUGGUGCACGAUUGAAAUGUAACAUGGCAUAAAUGCCAUAACAGGGCCGUAUUUGAAAAAGGGGGGGGGGGGGGGGGGGGGGGGGAGGGGGGGGGUAUAAAUUUUUGAAGAAAUUUCUGUUAACGUCGGAGGAUUUGUCUACCAAAUACCCCCCCCCCCCCCCCCCCAUUGGUUACGAGCCUGUGCCAUAAGUGUGUAUAAUGAAUUGAUAGUCGCCUACAGAUCAGAUUGAAUAUAUUUAAUUAAUAUGCACAACACUUUUCAAUUAAUUCAUUAUAAUUUUUUAUACUCUUUCCUAGCUCUACUGCCGGAAUUUUUAAAGCAUUUAUCUUCUUCCUUACUUGGAUUUUUAUCAACGUUUAUUUUCUUUACAAAUGGCAACUAUUAUGUUAUUCUGUUGGCUUUCAUAUCAUAUGGGUUUUUGAAGCUAUUACAGUUUUAUAAUGUUAGAAGGAAAGGUAUCCUGUCCAUUGCCUUUCAAAUCAUUACAAUCUUCUCGUGCGAAAUAAUUGAGCGCGACACAACGAUAUGGCAAAAUCUUCGCGGCAGUGCUUUAAUUAUAUCGAUGAAAACAAUCUCAUUAGCUUUUGACAUAGGCUCGAAUAAAUUAAACAAAUUGCCAGCAAUUUAUGUGUAUGCAGGCUAUAUGCUAUGUCCUGCGAAUGUUGUAUUGGGUCCAUUUGUGUCAUAUACAUCUUAUUGCCAAACGUCGCCAAAAACUUUCAAGCUAGUGUCGCUGAAAGUCUUCUUUCAGGCCUUUCUCAAUAGCUUGAUGUCAAUUGUGUUCAUAUUUCUAUCAACAUGCUUCCUCAACUAUCUCCUAUCUGAUGAUGUUAGUUUCUUUGUGACAUACCGAGACGCUUUGAUAUUUCGAUGCAGCCAUUAUUUUGUGUCAUUUAUGUCUGUUGCGUGUCUCAUAAUUUCUGGCAUUGACUAUCGUUCAUCAUCUGAAGUAUUUGGCUACCAAGUCACACGACCACUUGAUAUUGAAUUACCUCGAUCUCUCGUUCCUGUAGUUAUCUCAUGGAAUAUACCCAUUCAUUUGUGGAUUAAGAGUUACAUUUUCGAGAAUUUAAAGCGAUACGGAAAAUUUAAAGCAAUAAUUUUGACAUACUUAAUAUCAUCAUCGCUACAUGGAUUAAAUGUUCAACUUGCUGCAGUAUUAUUAUCCAUCGGAAUUUUUUCAUAUGUCGAAUUCCGAUUGAGAAACCUUUUGGCAGAAAUUUUAGAUGCCUGCAUAGCAGCAAAUAAAUGUCUGAUUGAUUCCAAAGGCUGUUGCAUUACAAAGGGUCACGAAUUUACAACAAAACUACAUUGGGUGAAAUUAAUUAACUUUAUUUUCGGUGUUUUUACCAUUGUCUUAUUAGCUUAUCUAGGCGUCUUACUUGACACAUCUAUCGACGGCAAUAAUGAGUUCUCAUUACAUACAAAUCUCAAAAAGUGGUAUGAUCUCAAUUUCUUCGGCCAUAUAAUUGUUUUAAUAUGGUACAUAAUGUACUUAAUUUCAAAAAAUUAAUAAAAAUUAAAUAAACAUGUGUUUACUGAUACUAUCA